GGCGCCUGGGUGCCCGGCGCGAUGGGUGUCGCCUGAUCUCAAUCCCGCCUUGGACCUGGGGCUGGGCUGGCUUUGCAGGGCAGCUCCGGUCCGCGCAGAGCGAUCGCCGGCAGCAAGAUGAAGCAAGAGAAUAUUUUCCUCUUCGUCCCCAACCUCAUCGGUUAUGCUCGUAUAAUCUUUGCUUUUAUUGCUUUUUAUUUCAUGCCAACCUCCCCCUUGUUGGCAUCAUCCUUCUACCUACUUAGUGGCUUCCUUGAUGCCUUUGAUGGCUACGCUGCCCGGGCUCUUAACCAAGGCACCCGCUUCGGGGCCAUGCUGGACAUGUUGACUGACCGCUGUGCUACCAUGUGUCUGCUGGUGAACCUGGCUAUGCUCUAUCCAGAGUCUGCCCUCUUGUUCCAACUGAGCAUGAGCCUUGAUGUUGCCUCCCAUUGGCUGCAUCUCCACAGCACUGUGGUGAAAGGUGGUGAAAGCCAUAAGAGCAUUGACUUAACGGGAAACCGGAUCUUGAGAGUGUAUUACAACUCCCGGCCUGUUCUCUUCAUUAUGUGUGCUGGUAAUGAGCUGUUCUAUUGCAUGUUGUACUUGCUAUGUUUCGGUGAAGGACCAGAAAUCCUGUCCGGAUACGUUGGACUCUACCGCCUAAUUCUGUGGGUUUCUACCCCCAUUGCCAUCACCAAGAGUUUCAUCAGCUUAAUUCACUUGGUCUCUGCCUCAUGUAAUAUGGCUGCCUUGGAUGCUGCUGAACGGGCAAAGAGGGAGUAGGAUUUCAAGAUUCUGGGAAGGAACUCCCCUCAGUCUUCCAGAGGGAUCAGCUCCCAACCUUCUUGAUGAAGGGAUGAGGUCUUUGCCUCAGAUGAGUCACUCCAGUUGUGCAGUUCUUCUUUGAUGUGACCACUUCACCUUUCCAUGAUGCUUUUGUGAUAUCUGUGUGGGAUGAUAAAGUGACUCCUGCCCCGCCCCCAGCUUCUUCUUGUUUCACUCCCAUAGUAAUUUGAACUGUUGAGGAAAAAAAUUGGCUGUUGAGGAGGAUCCUGAUCCCCCAUUUUGAGGGGCAGCUGAACAGCUUGUCAUUUUGGGAUUGAAAACUUUUUACCUCACACUUUUGGGGUAUCUUUGGGGAGAACAAAAUAUAGGACAGAGCAAAACUUG
Messenger RNA from Candoia aspera, 1152 nucleotides. RefSeq names its product CDP-diacylglycerol--inositol 3-phosphatidyltransferase (gene CDIPT). Gene Ontology annotation, molecular function: CDP-diacylglycerol-inositol 3-phosphatidyltransferase activity. Gene Ontology annotation, cellular component: Golgi apparatus; membrane. Bases 118 to 765 code for a protein of 215 amino acids. The record is from RefSeq and is a predicted model, not a curated record. Gene Ontology annotation, biological process: phosphatidylinositol biosynthetic process. NCBI's taxonomy places the organism in Eukaryota, Metazoa, Chordata, Lepidosauria, Squamata, Candoiidae. The transcript has 6 exons.